AUGAGGUUUCUCUGUCUUCCAGGAGCAUAUGGCAGUGCCGAUAAAUUUCAGGUGCAGCUGGCACCGAUCCUCAAGGAAUUGACUGAAGAUGGGACAGCCAUGUUUCACUUCAUCAAUGCUCCCUGCAGCACUACACCCCCAGAGGGAUUCGAGGACUACUUUGGCAAGCCGCCCUAUUAUCGAUUCAUAGAACCCGAUGAGGAUGUCGAGACCACCGAGGACGACGAUGUGUUGGCCCGUAUCCGCAAUUUCCCUGAUUGCGAGACCCCAGAGGAUACCAUGCGCGAGCUGAUGAAGGAAGGCCUGGCCUCGAGUCACCGAAGCACUAACAAUGCGCUGGUGUAUCUUCUCAAAAUCAUGGAAGAAAGGGGCCCUUUUGACGGCAUCAUUGGCUACUCUGAAGGCGCUACCGUGGCGGCAACACUGCUGCUCUACGAGAAGCACCGAGCCGAGCAACAAGGGAUCCCGGCCAUGUUCAAAUAUGCCAUCUUCUUCGCCGGGUGGCCCCCCGUACACCCAGUGACACACCACAUGAUUCUGAGCGACGAGUCAGACGACAUGAUCGAGAUUCCCACAUGCCACAUCAUUGGCUCCUUGGACCCGUAUUUGCAUGGGUCGUUGGCUCUUUACAACGUCUGUGACCCGGACACUGCUUAUCUUUUCGACCAUGCCAAGGGGCAUACGUUGCCGCGCGACAAGGAGACGGUCAAGGAGCUGGGAGACGUUGUGCGUGCGGCUAUAGCACAGUAUGGGAUUGAUUCUUGA
Molecule: messenger RNA, 765 nt
Organism: Thyridium curvatum
Lineage: Eukaryota; Fungi; Ascomycota; Sordariomycetes; Thyridiales; Thyridiaceae
Exons: 4
Coding region: 1-765 (254 amino acids)
Cellular component (GO): cytoplasm; nucleus
Source: RefSeq, a predicted model, not a curated record